UCCGGUUUACCGCCCCUUACUUGACUCUCCUGUACUUCCAGUUCGUCUGCGGCUUCAAGUUCAUGUGUUGAGCUGCUGGCCGCCGAGUCUUAAGAGAUCAUGAGGCGCGGGGGGCUGACAGCACGAAAAGAGACCAUGUCCGUCUUUUUUGCCUGUGGUGCCGGGAUUAUAGCUCUUAAAAGUCGUCGAUUCGGUCUUUAGUUGACGUCGAAUGAGGCCAGGAGGAUCGACCAACAAGCAACUUUGAGCCCAAGCAGCUGUGGUCGGUGGAGCGGAGAGUCGCCUUCGUCCGAAGAACCCUUCGAAUAAAUUAGGUUUUACAUGUUAUAGACUGACUUUGGUUAUGUACGCCGGUAGAAUGCUCAAGGUGUGUCUGCGGAAGCCUCUGUGGCCGGCUGGACACAAGUUGUCGUCGGGACUGAGGACGUCUCCGGCGGCGGCGGCGGCAGCGCUGAGACUCCCGGGGACGACGCGCCGGAUGGGAACGCACGGGAGAAACGAGCCGAGGGAGCCGCUCAACUCCCCCACGCGGGCCAAAGAGUUCAUUUAUCGCAUACACCCGAGCGAGAGGACGUGCCUGCUGAAGGAGCUGCAGCUCUUCGAGUCCAAAGCGAUCGCCCAAGAGACUCUGGAGACAUCGCCGCUGACUGCAGCCCAGAUCAGAUAUGUUUUAUUCCACAACGCCAUUCCUUUUAUCGGAUUUGGUUUCCUGGAUAAUGCCAUCAUGAUUGCAGCAGGAACGCAGAUUGAACUCUCCAUCGGAGUCACUCUGGGGAUCUCCACCAUGGCUGCUGCAGCUCUGGGGAACCUGGUUUCAGAUCUGGCGGGUCUCGGUCUUGCAGGUUAUGUGGAGGCUCUGGCCUCCAGACUGGGGAUGCAGGUUCCUGAUCUCUCACCCAAACAAGUGGAUAUGUGGCAGACCAGGCUCAGCUCCCAUAUGGGCAAAGCCAUCGGCAUCACCAUCGGCUGCAUUUUGGGAAUGUUCCCGCUGUUUUUCCUGAGCGAUGAUGACGAGGAGGAGAAGAAGGAGGCAGAAGCACAGCCCAGCGGUGACGCAGCGUCGCAGUCCUCCUAACGGACAGCAACACAUCUCAAACUGAAUUUUGUUUUUUUUGGGUUUUUUUGUCAACAAUACAAAAAAAAAAAAAAAAAGCGUUUAAUGGUAAAGAUUUUCUGCCGUGCUACUCAGGUGGCUUUCACAAUCUGGCUCCGCUUGAAUUCAAACGUAGCAGUAUUACAAAACGAUUCUUCUCUUGAUUCUUGCUGUCUAUCGAUUCAGUUUGUCCUCUAUGCAGGUACCACAUUUAUUUAUAUUCUGGAAAGAUAAGUCUGCAUCAUGAGGUCCUGUUCCUUAUUGAUUUUUCUAUCAGCUCCUUGAAGAUAGAUUGUUGGCAUUCAAACAAACACUAAAACAUUUUUUUUUUAGUCUCCGCACACUCCAGAGGCUGUUAAAACAUUUCACGUUAAAGCAUCCUGUUCAUACAUGAAAAAUGAUUUAAUUCAGGUUAUUUGAUCUUGAAAAUAUUUUGUAGUACAGCGUACCUUAAUUACUAAAAUAAUUUAUCAAUAUCAGCAUGACUUGUCUAAAAGUUAGCUCAGCAGCCACCAAACUGCCCUGAAAACCCCUGCACCCUGUUUUCACUGAUUUAUUAUAACAUUCGAUGAAUUAGAGUUCAAAUGAAUCGUUUAAAGGCUAAUGCUGUCCUUAAUUGUCUGAUUUUCAGGUUUUACUGUUAUUAGAUCAGUUGUAGAAUUUAGCUCAGCAGAUUUUUUUUUUUUGAGAGGGAUGUUAUGGUCCUCUUUUCAGAAAAGUACAUGGAGCUACACAGUUAUCCACAGUUGGACUCUUUAUAAGUAGUUUAGUUACUGUUUUGUUUCUAGAUCAGAUUGUCUGACAUGGUUUUCCUCUUUUUUCCUGUGUGACUCUGGCUUGCAGAAAGGAGCUCAGCUUUAGACUAUAUGCACAGCUUGGCGUUUUACUCUUAAUGACAAAUGCAAAUAAGCAAAGACGAUGACUGGGAAGCUUGUUAACACUAAUCCAUCUAGUGCCUUCGCUUUGAAUCAUGGUGGACGUCAGGGACUGGCCCGGUUUAAAACUUUCAUGGUGGCAUAACCUUGACUUAAAAAUACCACAGUAUCAACAUACGAUUUAAUACAAAACGUACAACGUUAACUAAUUGCUCUUAUUUAAAACAGAAAAGCUGCAACGGUUCCUAUUAUUGGAUUAAUUGUUAUUGCUAUUUUGGUUUUGACACACUGAAGUAGUGUAAAAAUGCUUGUUGCCCAGAAUAGUCUACAUUUAUGCUUCAUCGAGUAACUCUGAGACCAAGCGGACUUUAGCCAGCUUAUUAGUCGGGCUAUCUGCUGGGGAUAGCUAGCCUGUAGUCGGCUGCUCACCUGCCAUGCUAGCCGUAGCUCGCUAACUGUGGUUCUAAAACAGUUUUACUUCGAGAGGAGCGCUUCAGGGGAGAACUUUGUUGUCUUUUUCAUGACCGGAGAUAAUUCCAAACAGGACAAAUUUGCCUUUGUUGUGAAGGAGAGAGAAUUGAAGGAGCCUUUCUUCAGGCAGCUAAAUCAGGAGGGUGCAGCAACAGAUGGGGGAGGGGCAUGGCACUUCACACCAUGGGGGAAACUGACCGCCAUGCCUUUCUUCGGUGUCUCAUAAGGACUUUAAACUGCGGGGACCGUUAUGAAAGCAUAAGUUUGAUACCAUUGAGCCACUCCAGUGCACUUUAUCAGCAAUCUGAAUCCGCACCGGUUCCCUGUAGGCCUGCUGUGACCGCCGGACCUUUGUUCUCGAGCUCAUUACCGUUCAGCCGCCCGCAGCUCGGUGACGGCUACAUCCAGGGUGCCGUGGAGCUACUGCACUGAAACUGACUAAAAUCGAAGCGGGAGACACGCAUGCUAGCACACGUGACUUAGACACUAAAAAUAAAACCGUGGAAUCCAAACAGCUUGAGACUUUAGCUCAGUUUCUGCUGUCUAGUUCUCACUAUCGGUUUGGUGUUACUCGACAUAAAAGCGAUCGCAGUUUGUUCUUCGCUUUCUCUGUGCAACCUUUGCUUUUCUUAAUUGAGCAUUUCUCAUCUCUUUCAGUUGAUUUAAAUUUAAAUGUUUGACGCUGAGAAAGCACAAAGGAAUGCUAUGAAAGCCGCCUGAGUAGCUUUUAAAGGGGGGGGGGGGGGGGGGAGCGCUCACCUGGAACUGAGUCUCUCUUUCCAAUUAUUCCUCACAAAGGGAGACUCAACAGCCACUUGUCCUAUUUAACCAGUACCCAGGACUGAAAGCGGCAUCAGUAGGUACUGACUGCAAGUAAAAGACUCCCACUUUUCCUGUUAACUACUAAGAAGCACCUAAGGUUUGUUUUUGUCAGGAGAAGACACUUUAUACGUUGGGAAACAUCAUCUCUAACGCUAUUUCUGCAUAAAGAUGUUAAGCCUGACUUCAGAGACAAACUCUAAAGUCACUCCAGAUGAAUAUGAAAAGUCUUGUGCAUCUUAAACAUUUGAUAAAAACCUAAAACUGGAGCAGAACCCAUGUUGUAUGCUACCUCGAGGAAUAGCGUCGUCGUUUCUGCAUGAAGAACUGAUGUAGCUGCAUAUUCUACGUGACGUCAGGUGUGUUGCUUUUUUGCUUUAAUAAGGAUGGACUCGGAUGUUUAGGACACACUAUGUGGAAACUGAAGUAGAUUUUUUUGUUGUUGUUUGGCUUUUUCUCUCUUCUGCUUCUUUUCAUGUUUUUUUUUUUCUUUACCCCUUUGUGUUCGGCUCUUUCCUCUCACACAUAUAUCAGCUUAAGCUGCACCAUCUGUGUGGUUCGGCUCUUUAGAAAUGAUCAGAGAUGAAGCCUCUGCUGGUUGAGAUUCCUCUGUCUAAAAACAUUUAUGCACUAAAAAACACAGCCUCCUUCCCCCCCUCUCCCUCCCUCCCUCCCUGUUUCUGUCUGUUUUUUUCGGUGUCUUACACAGGAACACAUCAGCUGUGUUUUUCAGCCUCUGUUUUCAUUUUCCAGCUGCACCAGUAGGUAUUUUGCAUAAUUAACAUGUCAGGAAUAGCACUUGUAUUUCAAACUGUGUGCAGGUGCAUUUCAGUAAAUUAGAAUGCCAUUGAAGACUCGGCCUAUUUCAGUAAAUGAGUUCAGAAAAUUUAAAUAUGUACAUUGUAUCGGCUCUUUGUAUGCAGAGAUAUAUUGCAGGUGUGCAUUUGUGCUAAUUUUGAUGAUUGUAGCUUAGGUUUAGUGAAAACCCAAAAUUCAGUUGUUGGAAAAUUAUAGUUUUACCUAAGGAAUAUUAAUGCAGCAAUGAAAAAUAAAAAAGCAUAUGCAUAUACUGGAAAGCAUACACACUCAAUACUUGUUCAGAAAUUAUUUUUGCAUGAAUUACUACACUAAUAGUGUGUGGCAUGGAGGCGUCAAGUGUGCAACACUGCUGUGUCAUUAGGAAGCCUAUGUUGCUUCAAUGAUGGCGUUCUGCCAUGUUUUGGUCCUUUGAUUCAGUGUCUUCAUAUUGACAAUGCCUUCAGAUUAGUCAAUCAAGUACAAUGAUCCCCUCAAGUCAUGUUUUUUUUUUUUUGCUUGGGACUUUAUUCCAUCGCCAUUAUAUCCUUCCACCGAAGGAACCUGUCCAAAACACGACAAUUCUGUUUUAAUCAUCCUUUUAAACCCGAUCAAACUGUCUUAUGUAAUAUUCAAAUUGUCUGAGAAACACUAUUUGGGGAUUUUCAUUAGGUAUGAGCCAAAAAUCAAUAACUGGAAUCUACUAUUAUGUGUGCAGUACCUUGAAAACCUUCAAUGUUAGUUUGAACUAUUGAAAUGCACCUUUAAGAAAAAUCACACGUUAGAAAUUCAACAAUUCAAAUGUUUGUUUUUCAUUAGAAUAAUGCAGCUAAAGAAAUGACUCGUGCCUGAUGUGUUGUAACAUCACAUAUAUUGCUUGAUUGUGGAUUUUCUCAUGCAGAUUAAUCUAUAGAUUACAUGGAUGUUUUUUUUUUUUUUUUCCUCGGGUGAUGCAAACAUAAAACAGAACAAAGUACCAGCCUAGGAAGUUAGACUGUUUUACCGUAUUUAUCAAAAGUAGAACAGAUUUUCACCCUGCAUCUGGGAGAGUUGUUAUUUUAUCUGCCUUUAUUUAACAGAGUGUGUAUCUUUAGAGUGACGAGGACAAGGCUUUAAAAUGAGAAGGAUUUAAGGGCUAAAGGAAAAGAUGAACAGUGAUCUUCCGACUUUAGCGAGCAUUCAAGCAGCUGCAGGUCAGACGAGGAGAGAAACCAGUUUACCGCCUGCCCUGUUUGGCGGAAGAUUUGCUGUGAAGGAUAAUGAGCAAUUUAAUGUUUGUUUGAUUUAUGUAUUAGAUUGUCAGUGAGAAGUUGAGACUAAAACAAGCCGUUUGUCAGCAUGAGCAACCAGAACUUUUUUUUUCUUCUUUUGCAUAAUCUUUAAAUUAAGCUUGCUUGUUUUUCAAGAAUCUAAAUAUCAUAAACAAAUUUGCUUGAUUUAGUUUUUGGGAGAUGAAAUAUUGAAUUGAAUUACAAAUGUUUUCUAUGUUAAAGGAAUGCAGUGUUGUGCUGCCAUCUUGUGGUCUGUGUGGAACAGCAGCAGCGAUGCACUAAAGCGUGUUUGUACUAUAAAAACUAUACUGUCUACAGUGUUUUUUUGCAGAACUGUGUGAAACAAAGUAAUAUAAUAAAUAUGAGAAUGGUUA
Messenger RNA from Fundulus heteroclitus (mummichog), 5698 nucleotides. RefSeq names its product transmembrane protein 65 (gene tmem65). Bases 344 to 1075 code for a protein of 243 amino acids. Lineage: Eukaryota; Metazoa; Chordata; Actinopteri; Cyprinodontiformes; Fundulidae. The transcript is spliced from 7 exons. Gene Ontology annotation, cellular component: mitochondrion. The record is from RefSeq and is a predicted model, not a curated record. Gene Ontology annotation, biological process: regulation of cardiac conduction; cardiac ventricle development.